AUGAGAAGCUCUUCAGAUAUUAUAUUGAAAUGUGUCGAAUGCUUCACAGGACCAAACAUCAUGGCCAUGCACGCCAUGUUGAUAAAUAAGCCUCCAGAUUCUGGAAAGAAGACCUCUCGCCAACCAAUGCACCAGGAUUUGCUCUAUUUCCCAUUCCGACCUGCAGAUCGCAUUGUUUGUGCCUGGACUGCCAUGGAGAAGAUUGAUCGCAGAAACGGAUGCCUGGCAGUUUUGCCAGGAAGUCAUAAGGGGUCUCUGAAACAGCAUGAUUAUCCUGAGUGGGAGGGUGGUGUAAACAAGAUGUACCAUGGAGUGCGUGAUUAUGAUAAAACUAUUCCGAGGGUUCACCUUGCUAUGGAGAAAGGAGACACAGUGUUCUUCCAUCCCUUGCUAAUCCAUGGCUCUGGAAUGAACAAGACUGAAGGGUUUCGUAAGACAAUUUCUUGUCAUUAUGCAAGUUCUGACUGCCACUAUAUUGACAUGAAGGGUACAAUUCAAGAGAACAUGGAGAAAGAAGUAGUAGAUGUUGCAAGAGCAAAGUAUGGUACAGACUCACCUGUCACCUUGAGGCAGAUGAUGGCAGAACAAACAAAAUCUCUAAAAUUAGAGACAAAUGAAAUUAAAAACAAUAUGGACCAUUUGGAUAAAAAUAGAUGA
Zootoca vivipara (common lizard) is the source of this 657-nucleotide messenger RNA. The record is from RefSeq and is a predicted model, not a curated record. Lineage: Eukaryota; Metazoa; Chordata; Lepidosauria; Squamata; Lacertidae.